GUAUUGAGUGUGUAGUGUGUGACCGUGGGAAACAGACACACCGCGGCCGCACAGAUCUGAGAAAACCCGUCUUUGGAGCGGAAGGUCUCUAGUGAAUCCACACCGAGACGCAUCAUGCAGUCUCGGGAUAGUUGUCGUCAUGUCUCGCUGAAAGGUUCGUCAGGAGCGGUGAGCUAGUGGAAAGUAAUCACCUCUUCUCCAUCACUGAGUGGUUCUGUAAGUUUGCCACAGUAUUUUAGAACUCGCACUGUAACGCAUCGGCGCGCAUCCGUGUGCCUGCGGGGACGCGCAUGGAUCGAGAGCGCGGAUUGAAUCCUCUCAGAAAUCAACCCAAGAGAGCUCGGCUGAAUUUAAACUUUUUUUUUUUAACAACAACAACAAAAAAUCUAUUAUUAUUAUCCCCGUUGUGUGGGUCCUGUCAGAUUAAAAUUGGCAUAAAAUAAAUCUUCGCAGUGAGUUUGUGAUGAGGCGGACUGCAGCGCCCGCGCGGGAGGACUCUCCACUGGAAGAAUUAUUGCGCAGUUUUUAAAAUAACGGAAAAUCGGGAGCUCGCUCGCGGCGCAGAGAGUAUGUCCGCGAAAGAUAACGCCUGCAUACAAUUCCAGGCUAAUAUUUUCAACAAGAGUAAAUGCCAGAACUGCUUCAAAGCUCGAGACGCGCACCUGCUGAGUGAUGAAGACUUCACACAGGCCAAACCAAUCUACGGUGGAUGGCUGCUCCUGGCACCUGAAGGAACAAACUUUGACAAUCCUCUGCACAGAUCACGGAAAUGGCAGAGGCGUUUUUUCCUUCUGUAUGAGCAUGGACUCCUGCGUUACGCACUGGAUGACAUGGCCAGCACUCUUCCACAGGACACCAUAAACCUGAAUCAGUGUGUGGAUGUUGUGGAUGGUGAGAGCCGGACGGGUCAGAAACACUCGCUGUGCAUCUGCACACCAGAGAAAGACUAUUACAUACGUGCUGAGAGCAAAGAGAUCAUAAAUGGGUGGCAGGAGGCGCUGAUGGUUUUCCCACGAACUAACAAACAAAACCAGAAGAAGAAACGGAAGGUGGAAACAACAACACCACAGGAGCCAGGUCCUGCGAAGGUGACGGUCACCAGUACCAGCAGCAGUAUGGUGUGUCUCCCCAGCACUAUAGCUCACGCAGAGCGAGUGAUGCCCACCCGAGCCACCCUGUGGCAGGAGGAAACAUGGAGUCGAACCACUUUACCAACAAGCUACAGCACCGGCAGCCUGAGUCAGCUGGACUCAGGAAACUCGAGUGUUGGUCGUAAGCCACGGGUGGAGAGCGGAUAUUUUUCACUGGAAAAACCCAAACCUGAAGAAGACAAAGAACGACAGCAUCAUCGCCAGCAGGAGCAAGAUCCGCCGCCUUCUCUGCUUUCUACUUCCUCCAGCACAUCCUCCUCUUCCUCUCGCUCCAGGUAUCUCUCCUUUGAUCCAGAGCGCUUCAGCUCACACAAACACACGUCACACCACCCACACAGCACUGCUAACACACAGACUUCCAGCAUUACAUGUAACGCCCGCGCUCACAAACACAACACGCAAAGACUUAGCAUAUCAGAGGAGCAUCGCCCCCCAUCGCUGGAUUCCACGGCCUCGUCGGAUGCAAAUCCCUGUCCCCUUCCCAGCCCGGACAUGCUCUACGCUCCAAACCCACAUGCAAACAUCCUCCCAUCGUCCCUGUCUUCCUCUCAGAGCUCUUUAGACUCUGAGAAGAGUCCGGAGAGCCGUGUGGGCGGAGCCUCGGGCAGGGCAGGGCGAGGUGGGCGGGGUUACGCCGUCCUGGCGGAUGUGCCCCGAGCACGGAGACUCAAUCGUCGGGAAGCAUCCCGAUCCAGUAAGGAGCAGCAGGAGCUGCGAGCGCGCACGAGGAGCCCGGGUCGGGAGGAAGUGGAACGGCUGUUCGGACAUGAUCGAAGACGUUCACAGGUCAUCGAGAGAUUUGAGUGUCAUGACACUGUCAGCACUCCAGAGCAAAUGGACACAGACUCCGCCCCUUCUCAUUCUAAAACAGCCAAUCAGAGAGCAGGACGUAAUGAUAGACACCUCUUCAAUCAGAAACAGGAAUUUUCAUUGGAUUCAGCUAAAGGACGGACAGAUGAUGUUUCUUCACUAGCUGGUUACCGAAGGGCCAAAAGUCUGGAUCGCAGAGCCACAGAGACACUCAUGACUCCAGACCUGCUGAACUUUAAGAAAGGAUGGAUGACCAAACUGUACGAAGAUGGAUUGUGGAAGAAACACUGGUUUGUUCUGACCGAUCAGAGCCUGAGGUUCUACCGCGACUCCAUCGCUGAGGAAGCCGCUGAUCUGGACGGAGAGAUCGAUCUUUCCUCGUGCUACGAUGUGACUGAAUUCCCAGUUCAGAGGAACUAUGGCUUCCAAGUCCUUAGUAAGGAAGGGGCAUUCACACUGUCUGCUAUGACUUCUGGGAUACGUCGAAACUGGAUUCAGGCCAUUCUGAAGAACAUGCGGCCCACCGCCGCUCCUGAUGUCACACGUUCCCUUCCAGAAGAGCAAACCAGAUCAAAUCUGGAGCAAAGCUCUUCGCAACUGUCUAACAGCUCUGUAGUUGAAGCUAAAAAGGCACACGAGGAUAUCACGAACUCUGCACCUCCUUCCGAUCAUCGUAAGAGCCGAGUCAACAAGCGGGAGGGACGGUCUAAAACCUUUGAUUGGUCCGAGUUCCACCCAGGACAGGAAAACAAGAGCGAACAACCCUCAAUAAAGAGGGCAGAUACUUCUGUCAUUAUCUCAUCUUCUCCCUCCUCUACUGCCUCCUCUCCCAUCUCUAGCACCUCUUCUCAUCAGACGUCGUCUUCCAUUACUAUCACCAGCCAAACUGACAAGUUGCCACAGCAAGAUGAAGAAGUCGUGCAGGAAUAUAUGCACCACUAUGAGAUGGCACCUACAGAAGGUGGAGUCAAUGCCACGACGGUGGCAGAGCCCCCAUCAAAGCUCCCUCAUAAGGUGCCACAUGAACAGGUGAGAAUGGAUGUAGGCAAUGCCAGAGACGCACAAGAUGCCGACAGUCAAAGCGCGACCCGCAGAAACUCUGACGUCCAAGUGGAAAUUGAGCAGAGGUGGCAUCAGGUAGAAACAACGCCCCUCAGAGAGGAAAAGCAGGUACCGAUCACUAGCAACUCAAAUGUACCUGUUGGAGAAAGAGUCCUUCCACAAGAGCUGGGUACUGCACUGGAAAAAGAGUUAGGUCAGGCACAAAGGGAUCUGGCAAGACUUCAGCAGCAGAACAGCAUCUUACAGGAGCAACUUCAGGAUGCGCGUGGGAGAGAGCAGAACGCCAGGGAAGGAUACGUACUGCAGAGUGACACAACCGUUGCAAACACUUCGUCUGAUGCAGCGUCUGCUGAGCAGCGUUGCAGCGUUCACCGAGCACCAUGGCAGCGCCUCAGUAAGCUAAACCAGGAUCUAAAGUCAGAGCUGGAGUCCCAACAACGGAAGCAGAAUAAGUCCCGUCAUCAAGUUAGCAGCUUGCGGCGUAGCUACAGCGAAGCGAAAGAUAUAAUAGGAUACCAUGAGGCAGAAAUCGAAGCCUUGGAGGAAAAGCUAACGGCUGCCAUGACAGAGAUUGUAGCGAGCGAGGAGGCUGUGGCACGAAUGCGUAGCGAGUUAAAAAUUGAGCGGGUUCGCUGUCAAGAACGUGAGGAAGAAUGGAUCCGAAAUGAGACAACGUUGCGGUCACAGCUGCGAGAGAGCGAGGACCGUCUUCGGCAAGUCGAGGCUAGUUUGCUAGAGAAGAACCAGAAAGUGAGACAGCUCGAGCAGCAGCAAGCUUUGCAGAGGGACCAGCACAAAGAAAUGCAGAGACUACAGGAGAGACUCGCUGAGGCCACUGGACGUCUGAUUUCCAUGGAGGAAGCUCAAACUAUGAGAGAGGAGCGGGAGAAGAAAGAGCAGCGAAACCUGGAGGAGAAACACGAGCGGGAGCAUCAGGGAUUGACCCGAAGAUUGGUGGAAUCCGAAGAGAGGAGCCGUGAAAUAGAAGAGCAAUUGCAAGAGGCGCAAGAACAAGUGGAGGCACUGCUGAGAGGGAGCGGUGGGAUGGAAACUGUGGGACUCAGGGAGGAAGUUCAUCGUCUUCAGCAGGAGUUGGAGGCGCAGACGGAUAUUGUGGAAAUGCUGCGGGAGAGUGUGAGGAGGCUUGAGGAGGAACGUGACCAGCUUAUUUGCCGCUGUCAGGAACUCCUCAAUCAGAUUGCAGAGAUCGACCGAGAAGUAGGAAAGCAACAUGCAUGUUUAAUAACGGUGGAAACGGACUAUCACUCUCUUGAGAGCUCGUAUGAGCAUGUCUCUGAAGAAUUUGCUAGGAUAAGUCAUGUGCUACGAGAGAAGGAAGAGGAGGUGAAGCAGGCAAAGGAAAUGUACGAGCAGAUAAUCAGACAGAAGGAGCAGGACUUGAGCGAGGCCCUCAUCAAGAUGGCUGCCUUAGGCAGUAGUCUAGAAGAAACAGAACUUUGCUUGCAUCAGAAAGAGGAACUUCUUUCUAAAAUGGAGCAGGACUAUCCAGGACUGGUAGAGUCCCGAAAAGCAGAACGGGAGCUUCAGGCAAAACUGGAGGUUGCAGAGGAUCGGAUUGCUGAGCUGGAGCAACACCUCAACGCCCUGCAGCUCGGUUAUGCAGACCUCAGGAUGCGACGUUGUCGCUCGCAGGAAGAUCUGCUUGAUGGUUUGAAAGAGAUGCAACAUGAUAUUUCCUCAUCCUCAAGUACCUCCCAACUUCUCCUUGCAAGAAGCAGCUCCGAGAUGGAAAUGUCUUUUGUAAAACACCAGAGGAUUCGGUUUUCCACCAUUCAAUGCCAAUCCUAUUACCAGUCCCAGGGAGCAGACAAGUUUCAGACAGAAAAUACAUCUUUGGUUCCGUCGCAAAAUCUGAGCCUAGACCACAUGCAUGACCUGAGCCUGACCCAAGAUAGCAGCGUAGUCAAUGACAGUUCAUUCCAGCAGUGCAGAGAUCCAGAAAAGUUCAUAUCCAUUAUAAACGCUUUGGAAACCAAGCUAUUGGCCACAGAGGAGAAGCUCAGGCACCUCACAGAAAAGAUACGGGACCAGCCCGAUCUUUCAUCAAUGCAGGAACACCUGAGCACCAGAGCUACCUCGGAGGACUGCACAACUAAAACCUGUGAAGAAUUGCCAAUGGAUGAACCAAGUCAGAAAUUCCUUAACAAGACUUUUGGUGAGCAGGACAAUGAUGGAUAUGAGAAGGCAUUGGCAUUGGUAAAGUCUUGCACAGAAAGAGUCCAAGAAAUUCUCCGCAAUCAGAAAGAGACCAGUUCUGCUGAAUCUCUCAUUUGUACCCUUGCAGAAGUAGAGAAACGGCUGGUUUGUGCCUCCAUGUACCUGAGGAAGGACAGCUCAUUCUAUGAGGCGUGUCAAAUCUUUGCACCAGAUGUGCAAUCAGUGAAGGAAACUAUAAAGCAUUUUGCCAGAAUGUUAACCUUUGAGGCUGAGGUUCUAGAGAAGAUGGGGUUCUCUCUGCAAGACCUGAAAUCUGAUAUUAUUUCAGCCCUGAACUCCAUUAACAGAGAUGCUGAAAACAUCAAGAAAAACAGCAGCGGCUGUCUCUCAGUUGUUUAUGCAGAUGUACUUACAAGAAAACUUACGCUGGAGACCAUGUUCUUGGACAAGCUUGAGACGAAUAAGCUAUCAAAUAGUGCUUUUUCACAGGAUGUCAUCAAGAAUGCCUGCAUUAGUGCUGAGCUUGCCUAUUCGCUUCAGAAUAUAACCAUGAAUUUCCAGGAAGAAUUCAGCGAGCUUCAAAAGGACCUGCUCCAGGCGAACGAGACCUUGAAACAAAGGGACAUGGCUCUGAAAGAUGCUUUUAGCGCAUCAAAGCGUGCUCACAUUGAGAGCAUGACCCAAAGUAAUACUGAUCAUCUUGCUGACAUCGCCCCUCCUGAACUUGUCCCCUAUAUGGAGCAGAUUGAGAUUGAGGAAGCUCAGAGUUUAGCAGAAGAGAUUGUCCGAAUACGUUUAGCAAGUGGCAUGCUAUCCCAUAGUGCACAAUCGGAAUCGCAUUUGCAAACAAGCAGGGAAAAUCUCAUCGCCGAGCUCAAAAAGCAAGCAAAAGCCCUCCGCGGUCUCUCUCAGGAAAUUGAGAGGAUCUGUGAGGAAGGGGAAACGGAUUCACUUUCUGGACUUGCGGAUGCCAUCCAAAUGAGCUUGUGGAGCAAUGACCCCAGUGCCGUUUGCAUGCGAGAGGCUUUGAUGCAGGCGCAGGUCGCAUAUGUUGCUUGCAGGUUGCGAGCGGGUCACAAAAGGGAACUUACUCUCUGCCAGGAGACUAGCCGCAACAUGGCAGUGCUCGUGCAGGAACAUGCUGACAGUGUUUCAGCCAUCCAAAGGCACUACCAGAGCUGCUUGGAGAAAGAACAUCUUAGCUACACUGGCACUAUCAGUUCCUUGCAGGAGGAGAAUGACAUGCUUCGAGCGGAAUUAUCCUAUAAGCUCAGGGAGCUCCAGGAGCAACGGCAGAACUUAACCCAGCUGGAAGAGGCAUUUCAUAUGGAGAAAGAAGAGCUCAAGAGCAGGCAUGCAGAUAUGAGGGGACGAGCCGAGCAGGAGCAGAUAACCAGAGAGCUCGAACUAAUGGAGUGUGCCGCCAAAAGCCAACGCCAACUGGAGACCCUGCUGCUAGAAAUUGAAGAUGCUGAGUUGAGGCACAAGGAGCAAGUCCGAAAACUUGAGCAGGAAUUUCAGGGUAAGCUCCAGGAACUAGAACACACCAACAGAGAGGAGCUCCGCAAGCUACAGAAAUGCUACAGCCAGACCAUCUGCUCGCUGGAGGAGAGAAACGAACAAGUGGAGAACAAAGAUGAGGCCGAUGCAUGUCCCAUGGAGGAAGGGGAUGGAUCUGAUCAGAUACCGUGCAGGGAGUCACUCCUCCGAAUCCGGGAGCUAGAAAUGCAGUUGAGCAGCAUGAGGGAGGAGCUGGAUCAGAAACCACUGGAUGGAGAUCUGACCAGCCUGAAGGAGAAAUACCAGCGAGACUUGGACAGCCUAAAGGCGACAUGCGAGCGUGGGUUUGCAGCGAUGGAGGAGACGCAUCAGAAGGUGAUCGAGGACAUCCAAAGGCAGCAUCAGCGAGAGAUCCGGAAACUUCUGGAGGAAAAAGAAAGACUGCUGGAGGAGGAAACAAAUGCCACUAUUGCUGCGAUUGAAGCCAUGAAAAACGCUCAUCGCGAGGAACUGGGGAAGACGCAGCGAUCACAGAUGAGCGGUGUGAGCGCAGACGUUCAGGAGCUGCGCAGACAGUAUGAAGAAGAGUUGCAGUCUAUCUAUCGUGAGCUGGAAGUUUUGUCUGAACAGUAUUCUCAGAAGUGUUUAGAAAACGCACAUUUGGCUCAAGCGCUGGAAGCUGAGAGACAGGCACUGGGACAGUGCCAGCGAGAGAACCAGAAACUGCAUAUACACAACCAGGAACUAAAUCAUCGUCUGAAUGAAGAGAUCACCAGAAUGCACUCAUGCAUCAGUGAAGACAAAUCCACUUCCUCUCUGACACAAGGCAAAGACAUCUAUGAGCUGGAGGUUUUGCUGCGAGUGAAGGAGUCGGAGAUCCAGUACCUCAAACAGGAAAUAAACUCUCUCAAAGACGAGCUACAGUCGGCACUUCGAGAUAAGAAGUAUGCUUCGGAUAAGUACAAGGACAUUUACACAGAGCUGAGUAUCGUCAAAGCUAAAGCUGACUGUGACAUUAACAAGCUGAGGGAGAAACUUCUGUCCGCUACAGAAGCUCUUGGGGAAUUAGACGCUGAAGGAAGUGGCGUUACUGCUGGAUACGACAUCAUGAAGUCGAAGAGCAACCCAGAUUUCCUGAAGAUAGAAAAAUCCAAACAGAUACGUGGGGUCAGGUCAAAGAGUUUGAAGGAGGGACUGACAGUUCAGGAGAGGAUGAAGCUGUUUGAAGCUAAAGACUCAAGAAAGAUAUAACACGCCUCACACUCUUUCUUUCUUCUGUUUUUGUGUCCUUGCUCUUUUAUUGACUUUAUUUAGAUCUUCUUGGUUGAUAGAUGAAGCAGGGUUAAGAACUUUUUUCAGAUAAGUUGUGUUUGUGACA
Carassius carassius (crucian carp) is the source of this 8079-nucleotide messenger RNA. Its product is annotated as trichohyalin-like. Gene Ontology annotation, cellular component: actin cytoskeleton. Bases 570 to 7952 code for a protein of 2460 amino acids. NCBI's taxonomy places the organism in Eukaryota, Metazoa, Chordata, Actinopteri, Cypriniformes, Cyprinidae. Gene Ontology annotation, biological process: actin filament organization. Gene Ontology annotation, molecular function: actin filament binding. The record is from RefSeq and is a predicted model, not a curated record. The transcript has 25 exons.